Cynoglossus semilaevis (tongue sole) is the source of this 2450-nucleotide messenger RNA. Its product is annotated as calcium/calmodulin-dependent protein kinase kinase 1-like. The coding region runs from base 231 to 1097 and encodes 288 amino acids. The transcript is spliced from 9 exons. The record is from RefSeq and is a predicted model, not a curated record. Gene Ontology annotation, biological process: protein phosphorylation; CAMKK-AMPK signaling cascade. Lineage: Eukaryota; Metazoa; Chordata; Actinopteri; Pleuronectiformes; Cynoglossidae. Gene Ontology annotation, molecular function: ATP binding; protein serine/threonine kinase activity.
UUUAAGAAGUUUUUAAAUUUUAAAUGCUUAUAAUAAUAAUAUUUUAAAUAUUAUUCAAAUUAUCUGAUUUGUCCUCAAGCCUUCGAACUGAUGACAAAGGGGUAGGCAACAGUGCUUACAUACAUUUAAUUAUAUACAUACAUAUAUAUUUAAAUAUAUACAUACACACACAUAUAUAUGUAUAUACGAGUGUAUAAUUGACAAUUUCUCUCUGUGAGAGCAGCCCAGUGAUGGAGGUGCCAACAGAUGAGCCUUUCUCUGAGGAGCAGGCUUGCUUCUACUUCAGAGACCUGGUCCUGGGAAUAGAGUACCUGCACUACCACAAGAUCGUUCACAGGGACAUCAAACCCUCUAACCUCCUGCUGGGAGACGAUGGACACCUAAAGAUUGCUGACUUUGGUGUUAGCAAUGAGUUUGAAGGCACGGACGCACUGCUGUCCAGCACAGCAGGGACCCCGGCUUUCAUGGCCCCUGAGAUGAUGACGGAACACGAGCAGAGCUUUAGUGGAAAGGCCUUAGAUGUGUGGGCCAUGGGGGUCACCUUAUACUGCUUUGUUUUGGGGAAGUGCCCCUUUUACGAUGAAUAUAUUAUUUCUCUGCACAACAAGAUACGGAACAAACCUGUGGAGUUUCCAGACAUGCCUUUAAUUAGUAAUGAGUUAAAAAAGCUGAUUCGACAAAUGCUGGAUAAAAACCCGGAGACAAGAAUCACCGUCCCUGAAGUUAAGCUUCAUUCCUGGGUGACAGAAGGGGGCUCCAACCCUCUCCCACUAGAGGAGGAUCACUGCGCUGCAGUGGAGGUCACAGAGGAGGAGGUGAAGAACAGUGUCAAACUUAUACCCAGACUCUCUGCUGUGAUCCUGGUCAAGUCAAUGCUGAGGAAGAGGUCCUUCAGUAACCCCUUUGAGUGUCUGACUGGUAGAAGGGCAGAGAGGUCCAUGUCUGCACCUGGAGGUCUUCUUCUCGGUUCUUGGGGCUCAUUGAGGUCUUCACCUCUACUUCAUCCUUCUUUACGGAAGACCAGCAAUGACGGGAGCAGGGAUGGUGAGCUGGAGGACCUGCACGAGGUGGACACAUUUACAGAGUGCUCAGACUGAACUCCCCGAAAAAGGUUUUUCUUACUCUUGCUUCAUGUGUGGCAUCAAUGUUACUGCUCUUACAUAUUCUUUAAAAAAUCACUCAGCCUUUGUAUGAGUGCCCUCUUGUGGUGACUGGUUGUUCUUUAACCCAUUCAGUAUUGCAAGUUCAAAUCCACGUCUGCUUUUUCGUGUACCACACAAACCCGCUGUGUUUAAUGAAAAAAAAAUCACUGGCUACUUAUUGAAAUACAUUAAAGCACAUAAAAAUAAUGAUUUUACUUUCACGAAUCUGCUUCAUGCACAAACAGUGUAGUGGUGUCACUUGCACAGUGUUGUUUUUUAUUGUAUUGGUGUUGUAAAUACAGAAAAAGCUAAUUAUGUCAGGGAUUACCAAGGUCUGGUGCCGAGCUGCCACUAGGGGUGCGCGAGAUUUUCCACCAAAUAAAGACGUGUAAAUAAACAUUUCCUUUGUAAAAUUUAAACUCAAAGGCCGAUAUUUUAAUAAAUAAAUUAAUGGAGGCUAAAUAUUUGUGUGUUGUAUGUUCUGGUCAUUUAAACAUGCUGCUUUAAUAAGAAAGCUUGUUGAGAUUUUUCUCGAAGGUGCAGGGAAUCGGGGCUGCGUCAGCACGGUUGGGAUAAAGAAGAGGUGCGCGGCUAUAAAGUUUGGGAACUGCUGAUUUAUGUACAUAAAAUUGCUGCAGUUCUGUUUAAACCACAUCAUACUGUAAUAGCAGUAUUUAAACACUAGAUGGCAGCGUUACGACUGGAAGGAGCGCGUGGGUCGCCAGGAACGUGAUAAUAAAGGUAUCACAUUUUUUAAUCUGGUUAUUCACGGUGAGGCUGUUAAUCUAGAUUAAUCCAGAUAAAUCAACAUUCCUAAAUAUGAGAAAACCGAGGCAGGAUAUUGUUGGAACAGAAAGACAAAUUACAGCGAGAGGAUAUGUGUUUCACAAAAUAAAAAUGAUACACCCCUCGUCUUGUCAGACAGGACUAGCAGAUUAGCUUUAUCAAAGAAAAGGGUUUUUAGUGGAACUGGGAAUAUAGAUGUGAAAUCUGAGUCACACUGGCAGCUCAGGCUUCUGUCUGAUCUACGUGAGUGACAGACAACACAACCUGAAACAAGCUUUGGACCAGUAGAGCCACAACUGACCAAAUUUGAUGUUCUUGUUGUCAUGACAACACAGCAUCACCAAACCAGCAGACCAGCUGCUAGAGCACUUCAUACUAGCUGUAAACCUGCCUGAUGAGGAGAUGAACCUCCCUGUGGACGGCCCACCUGCGGUCCACCCACCAGACUCCUCCCCACAUGCCCUGAUCCCUAGACAGAUGAAGUAACCAGCCAGUUGCCACCACUUGAGAAACGUCCACCAA